GUAGAGGACCAGAGGUAACGUUUACGUUGUUAAAAGCAAAAUACAAAAAAGACUAAACACGAGUCAUAAAAUCAUCGUAGCCUGAGAUGAUGGUGAGGCUACUGUCAAAGACAUUCCGAUCCCUGAAGCCUCAUAGUUGUCUACCUAACCCUACACCACCAAAAUCAUCACCACUACAUUCCCAAUCAUCGAAUUCGUCACCAUCAACAUCCACCUCAUUGAAAAGAUUGACAUUGUCGAAGCAAUCAUGGUGCGUAUAUCUCAUCCUCUCCACCGGCGACCCAAUCAAAACUUACGUUGGUGUUUCUACCAAUUUCUCUCGCCGUUUGAAACAACAUAAUGGUCAACUGAAAGGAGGUGCAAAGGCCGCUCGUGCUGGAACGCCAUGGGUUUGUGCAUGCCUUAUUCGAGGAUUUAAGGAUCAAAGUGAAGCUUGCAUGUUUGAAACAAAAUGGAAAAGUUACUCGAGGAAACUGCCUCGUAAGAGGAUAAGUGAUGAGAUGGAGAAACCGUUAGAUAAUGGCUCACUUCUGCUGUUGCAACACAGGCAAGCAGCUCUAAAGAAAGUUAAAGGUUCAAUUGAUUGUGAUCACUUAGAAAUUGACUGGCAAUUGAAUCCUUCUUGAUUUGACAAUUUUCAUUUUUUUUCUUCAAAUGUAUAAUCUACUUCAGUUUUUUAAGCAAAUUGAAGUUGAUAAAAAUGUUAUAUAUUAUGGGCAUAUGUAAUUCCUAACACCUUCAUGUUUACUGGUUAGUGUUUGAAUAAGGCACUAUCAAUGUAAUUGAGUAUUUCUAUUUUAUAUAAUGGGGACCCUCUUUUUGGUCUA
Messenger RNA from Cornus florida, 827 nucleotides. Its product is annotated as structure-specific endonuclease subunit slx1. The record is from RefSeq and is a predicted model, not a curated record. Gene Ontology annotation, molecular function: 5'-flap endonuclease activity; crossover junction DNA endonuclease activity. Gene Ontology annotation, biological process: double-strand break repair via homologous recombination. Lineage: Eukaryota; Viridiplantae; Streptophyta; Magnoliopsida; Cornales; Cornaceae. Gene Ontology annotation, cellular component: Slx1-Slx4 complex. The transcript is spliced from 3 exons. The coding region runs from base 87 to 626 and encodes 179 amino acids.